UGUGGCAAAGAGUUUGCACACUCCUCAACCCUUUAUACACACAAGAGAAUUCAUAGAGGAGAGAAACCCUUUAAAUGUGAAGAAUGUGGCAAAGGCUUUGCACAGUCCUCAGCCCUUUCUACACAUAAGAGAAUUCAUACAGGAGAAAAGCCCUACAAAUGUGAAGAAUGUGGCAAAGCCUUUAAAAAGUCAUGUAACCUUACUAUACAUAAAAAAAUUCAUGCUGGAGAAAAACCCUACAGAUGUGAAAUAUGUGGAAAAGCUUUCAAGCUGACCUCACACCUUACUAGACAUAAGAAAAUUCAUACUGGAGACAAACCCUACAGAUGUGAAGAAGGUGGCAAAGCCUUCAACUGGUCCUCACACCUUACUAUACAUAAGAAAAUUGAUACUGGAGAGAGACCCUACGGAUGUGAAGAAUGUGGGAAAGCCUUUAAGCAGUCCUCAACCCUUGCUACACAUAAGAUAAUUCACACAGGAGAGAAACCCUAUAAAUGUAAAGAAUGUGGAAGAGCAUUUAAGUGGUCCUCAAACCUUUCUACUCAUAAGAUAAUUCAUACAGGAGCGAAACCCUAUAAAUGUGAAGAAUGUGGCAAAGCCUUUAAGCAGUCCUCAACCCUUUCUACACAUAAGAUAAUUCAUACUGGAGAAAAACCCUACAGAUGUGAAACAUGUGGAAAAGCUUUCAAGCUGGCCUCACACCUUACUAGACAUAAGAAAAUUCAUACUGGAGAGAAACCCUACAGAUGUGAAGAAUGUGGAAAAGCUUUCAAGCUGGCCUCACACCUUACUAGACAUAAGAAAAUUCAUACUGGAGAGAAACCCUACAGAUGUGAAGAAUGUGGCAAAGCUUUUACCCGAUCUGCAACCCUCACUACACAUAAGAAAAUUCACACUGGAGAGAAACCAUAAAGAUGUGAAGCAUGUGGCAAAAACUUUCCGUCGUUCUCCACCCUCAGUAGACAUAAGGUAAUUCAUACUGGAGAGUAACCCUAUGAAUAUAAUGAAUGUAGGAAAGCCUUUAACUAGCUCUUAACUCUGACUACAUAUGAGAAGUUAUAUGAAACAUAAAACAUACAAAUAUAAAGAAUGUG
Sapajus apella (tufted capuchin) is the source of this 1094-nucleotide messenger RNA. RefSeq names its product putative zinc finger protein 66. The annotation marks the transcript as partial. Lineage: Eukaryota; Metazoa; Chordata; Mammalia; Primates; Cebidae. The record is from RefSeq and is a predicted model, not a curated record. The transcript has 2 exons. Gene Ontology annotation, molecular function: DNA-binding transcription factor activity; RNA polymerase II cis-regulatory region sequence-specific DNA binding. Gene Ontology annotation, biological process: regulation of transcription by RNA polymerase II.